CGGAGCCUGUGACGUCACAGCCAAAUAACGGGACCGUUGGGCGGGCGUGUUCACUCCGGUCCGGCGUCGGACUUUUGACGGUUGAGGCCAGGGUGACUAAAGACGCAGCAGCAGCAGCAGCAGCAACAGCAACAGCAACAGCAACAACAACAACAACAGCAACAACAACAACAACAAAGCCAGUCGGGACUGAAAUGAAAGACUAACAACGACGACGCAGCAGACGAAGGCGAGCGAGUGGACGACGAGGCCACGGCGUUGGGGGACUUGAAACCAAGUGAGGCCACCGAGAAAAGUCUUUGUCCGAAAAGGCAGACAUGGCAGACGCAGAGCUGGACUUCCAGACGGGCGAUGCCGGCGCGUCGGCCACCUACCCCAUGCAGUGCUCGGCCCUACGCAAGAACGGCCACGUUGUGCUUAAAGGCCGCCCCUGCAAGAUUAUGGAGAUGUCCACCUCCAAGACGGGCAAGCACGGCCACGCCAAGGUCCACCUGGUUGGCAUCGACAUCUUCUCCGGGAAGAAGUACGAAGACAUCUGCCCUUCCACCCACAACAUGGACGUGCCCAACAUCAAGAGGGUCGACUACCAGCUGAUCGGGAUCCAAGAUGGCUACCUGUCCCUGCUCCAGGACAGCGGGGAGGUGAGAGAGGACCUGAAGAUCCCAGAGGGCGACCUGGGCAAAGAGAUCGAGAGCAAAAACGAAGCCGGGGAAGAAAUCCUGGUGACCGUUCUCAACGCGAUGGAUGAGGAAGCUGCCAUUGGCAUCAAAGCUUUGGGGAAAUAAGCGGCAGCCAGGGGCUGCCGGACCUUGGGGGGGGGAAAAGGAGGGAACGUUGCUGUCCUUCCUCCUUUCGUUCUUUUUCAUAGCCUCCCUCUGUAUACGUUAGAGCACAGGUUUAUAAUGUUUAUUAUGAUGAUUGUAUAUUAUGAGCAUUUGGGGGUUAAAUGUCCUCAGAGCAAUUGGGAAUAUACACAAAAGUAUAACAAGGGUUCAGGUAAAAGUGGCGUUAAUGCAACUAUUUUCUUUUAUUUUUUGUGAACUUGUUCCCAUGUUUUAUAAAAGGGCUUCAUUGCAAAAUGAUGAAGGCUUGAAAUACA
Messenger RNA from Phyllopteryx taeniolatus (common seadragon), 1099 nucleotides. RefSeq names its product eukaryotic translation initiation factor 5A-1. The record is from RefSeq and is a predicted model, not a curated record. The coding region runs from base 318 to 785 and encodes 155 amino acids. Gene Ontology annotation, molecular function: ribosome binding; RNA binding; translation elongation factor activity. Gene Ontology annotation, biological process: positive regulation of translational termination; positive regulation of translational elongation. The transcript is spliced from 6 exons. NCBI's taxonomy places the organism in Eukaryota, Metazoa, Chordata, Actinopteri, Syngnathiformes, Syngnathidae.